AUGCCAUCUAAGAAGACCGCACAGAACCACGACUACACCCCAGAAGCAUUCACUGAACCUCCUACCGACCUCCUAGACCCCGAGCCCGUGCCACGAUCGAGCAGGAAGAAGAGCAAGCAUGCCAAACGCGUCACCGAGACAGCCUUCGACGAGAUAGCCAGCGAGCGAUCUCCUUCACCACCGCCUGUGCCACCCAUACCGGAAGCACACCGCCGCCAACAUGCGCCGGAUGAGCUAACAGCCGCCGAGAAGGUGUCAGAUGACCACACCCCUCCGCAGGCCAACUAUGCUCAGCCUAUCGCAUAUGGCCGCAGUCCGCCUGUCGAGCUGCUACCGGGCUUCACUCAUCGACCUUCACCACCAGUCCAGACCUACAUCGGCGGCGGCGGCUUCAAUACCAGAAGUCCGCCCACGUCCCCACCACAAACAAAGGCGCGUCCUGUGAGCUAUGGAGGCCCUCCGUCAACCGUUGGCUAUCCCAGGACUUCGACCUCGCCAUACGCAUAUCCUUCGAGCGCGUUCGGCUCGCCACCUCCCCACAUGCCACAAGCCCAUUUCUACCAUGCUCGAGAUAUCGACCUGGGGCUUGGACAACGCUACAAUGAGAACCAGGCUCCAACGUUCGUGAAGUUCUCUAAGGUUCCCGGUCGCAAAGAUGCGAAGACCGCCGUUCUUGUGGGCACCGAAGACAGCUUGCAUGUUCUGGCCUAUCGCGGUGAUAAGCUCUCGCGUCUGGGGUGCUUAGCUGGCCUACCAGGCGUUGUGCACGAUGCAUUCAUCCUCACUUGGAGCCAAGGACAUGACCCGUUCCAUGCACUGCGGCCUCUUGUGGCUUUGACCCUGCACGGUAUCAGCAAUGCAGAGGCGCCCGACCAACGUCGCUUCAGCAACACUUCUCGGCGUGCAUCUGUCAUGACACAGCGCCCGGAUAUCGCCUCCGCAGCGUCAACGACUGUGGUGGUAUACUCUCUCAAGGAGCAAGCCAUGCUCAGUACACUGCUCCAUGUCCCAUCGGGUGCUUCGCAACAGAUACCGACGUGGAUGGACCGACAAACAAGUCAACUCCCUACCGGCCGCCUGCGACUACAAGCCAGCGGUAAUCAUCUCGUUGUCAGUUCUGGGAUCAGUGGUGAAGCAUAUAUUUUUGGCGUCAGAGAAGUGAACGAUCAGCCCCAUUUUGUCUGUUUGGAUAAGCUUUGGACUACAUUACAGCCUCGCAUGCGAAGACGAGAUUCCUCUCAUACUCGACCAGGAGAGCCUGCUGUCUCUCCGGCUGACCUCGCGAGCUCCAUAGACAAUGGUGAACAGCCGAUCAUUUCGAUCAACGGACGCUGGCUCGCAUACUGCCCAGUCCUAUCAUCAAGACCGUCUCUUGGUGCACUCCUUGGCGAAAACGUCUUGUGCAGCAGCAGUCCUUCCAUCACAUCCAGGAGUGCGCCAGCAAGACCCGCAGCCACAUGUGCCGUGGACUCACCAGAUGUCGAGACGAUGCUUGGUCGCGUAGCCAAAGGCGUUGCUCAGGAAGUGCUGAAAGGCGGAAAGUGGCUCGGCGAGAAGGGCGUACAGGCGUGGCAGUCAUACUGGGCGCAAGAUACUCCGAACAAAGCCUCGCCAAGCCCUUCGCCGAUCUACAGUCCUCAACAGAACCCUUCGUUCCCACCAACCCAUGGCGACACGACCGAAGCUAUCUCGAAGGAAUCAGAAAUCGUGACCAUUGUGGACUUGCACCAUCUAGACAAUCAAGAAGCGAAGCGCUCAAACGUCUCUGCUGUAUCAACAUUCCAGCCUCCCGGCGGUUGCAGCUAUCUGUCCUUCGCUCCGAAUGGUCUCACGCUACUCACUGCUAGCCGGAAAGGCAACAUAUACUACGUGUGGGACCUUCUGCAGACCCGCUAUCCCCGACACACCUUGGGAUCAGGCGAAGCAGAGAGCUUUGCGAAAGUACGCCAGAUCGCCAAGAACGAAAGGUUCAGCGAGUCAAUUAUCGUCGACAUCCAAUGGGAAGCGCCUGUCGGCAGUCGAUAUGCGGUGUUGACACACAAUCAGACUGUUCACAUGUUGGAUAUCCCUGUCUCUGCAUGGAGAUGGCCGCCACCCCGAGCCAGGAAGAAGAAACGGCCAGUCUCCGUUCCUGCAGACACUGUGACCAGCACGCAGCAAGCAUCUGGCUUCCUUUCGUCGGCAAUGAACUUCGCGAAUAGCAGAGCACAGCCCAUGCUUGCAAAUUUACGUGGCAGAACUCCGAGCAUGGGCAUGCCGUCUGGAAUCGGCAACACUGGUCUUGGACUGGCGUCAGCCACUGGCCUGCGUGGAGGUAAGGUCGUUGCAGCAGGGUUUAGCAAGUCACUGGGAGCAGCGAGCGAUACCGUCGCGAACAUCAGGCAUGCUGGUCAGAGUAAGCUGCACUUGAAAGUCGAAGCAAUUCCAGGUCGGUUGGCUUGGACCUAUCGCGACCAGCGUCCCAGACUGUCUAUUCUGGACAUGAACGAGGUGAGAAGCUACUACGUUCGCAAGACAAAUCCUCGAGAUCGACAACCUGAGACUGUGUCCGUCUUCGACAGUCGCAGAGUCGUAUCUGUUAAACUCGCUGAGAUCGCGAAAGACGAGGAACCUGCAGAAGAAAACCUGGCAGGAUUUUGGCGUUCCGAGAUACCACGGCGGCCGUCGGCAGUCUCCGCGGCUCCGCUCUCGUUCGCCGAAAUUGACACCAACGCUCCAUACCAGCCAUUUCAUUCGCAUCAUCGAGUUACGAUCUCCAUAUUUGCUGAUGACGCAGCGGCGUCAGAGCUGCCCAGUGUGUCAGCUAAGUUUGACGGAGGAAGUGCUGCGUCGAAGUGCGCUCCGGCGAACGAUAAGUGGCUUUUCGGUCAAGACAUUGCGACUACUCGACUCAGCAGCCCAUCGCCACCGCACGAUGCGUACGGAGCAGUGGAUGAACCAAGACAGCAAGGAGCUGUAUACCGAGAGACCACCAUACAGCCAGCAGAAUUCGAAGGCGAGAGGAAUCAGAUUGUGAGCACGACUCGGCGGAAGAAGAGUAACAAGGGCAGAGAGGACGUUGAUCAGCUUGCUAGUCCUAUGGCUGAAGGCAUAGGCGAGAGCGACAACGGGUUCUUCGAGAAUGAUGUGGAUGUGCUCGACGUUACGCAGGAUCGUGUCUAG
Messenger RNA from Cyphellophora attinorum, 3162 nucleotides. RefSeq lists its product as uncharacterized. Gene Ontology annotation, molecular function: protein binding. The coding region runs from base 1 to 3162 and encodes 1053 amino acids. Gene Ontology annotation, biological process: autophagy; response to starvation. The record is from RefSeq and is a predicted model, not a curated record. The transcript has a single exon. Gene Ontology annotation, cellular component: cytoplasm. Lineage: Eukaryota; Fungi; Ascomycota; Eurotiomycetes; Chaetothyriales; Cyphellophoraceae.